Messenger RNA from Fomitopsis serialis, 872 nucleotides. RefSeq lists its product as uncharacterized. The transcript has 2 exons. NCBI's taxonomy places the organism in Eukaryota, Fungi, Basidiomycota, Agaricomycetes, Polyporales, Fomitopsidaceae. The coding region runs from base 1 to 792 and encodes 263 amino acids. The record is from RefSeq and is a predicted model, not a curated record.
AUGCGCUGCAGCACCAUCCUCGCUUUGACCUUGGCCACGGCCGCCUCCACCACACCCGUCUUCGCAUCUUUCGCCGAGUUCGAGCCCCGCGACGUGGACGUUGACUUGCAGUCUCGCGCUUCCUACCUUGGACACAACGGGGAGAUGCACCACUCCUCUGGCCGGCGCGUUUCCACCGGCGGAGUCGGUUCCCGCCCUCGAGAGCUGGUCGACCGUGCCUACCUUGAUCGCAGUGGGAAGGUGCACCACGUCGCCAACGGCGGCCGCGGCGGUGUCGGUUCUCGCCCGCGAGGAGAGCUGGUUGACCGUGCCUACCUUGAUCACAGCGGGAAGGUGCACCACGUCGCCAAUGGCGGCACCCACGGCGUCGGCUCCCGCCCUCGAGAGCUGGUUGACCGUGCCUACCUUGAUCGCAGUGGGAAGGUGCAUCACGUCGCGAAUGGCGGCCGCGGCGGAGUCGGCUCCCGCCCGCGAGAGCUGGUCGACCGUGCCUACCUUGAUCACAGUGGGAAGGUGCACCACGUCGCCAACGGCGGCACCCACGGCGUCGGCUCCCGCCCGCGAGAGCUAGUUGACCGUGCCUACCUUGGACACAACGGGGAGGUACACCAUACAUCUAACGGUGGCCACGGCGGCGUCGGCUCGCGCCCUCGAGAGCUGGUUGACCGUGCCUACCUUGAUCACAGUGGGAAGGUGCACCACGUCGCCAACGGCGGCACCCACGGCGUCGGCUCGCGCCCUCGAGAGCUGUUUGACCGUGAAUUCUUCGAUGGCUCGCUCGACCUGGAUUGAGCUCGACGUGUUGUAUGUAGAUUGAUUGACGCUCCUUAUGCAGCGCGAGGUGUAAAAUUUGUCCGCAUUGCUUUUCGUUG